Molecule: messenger RNA, 909 nt
Organism: Nerophis ophidion (straightnose pipefish)
Lineage: Eukaryota; Metazoa; Chordata; Actinopteri; Syngnathiformes; Syngnathidae
Gene: zcrb1
Product: zinc finger CCHC-type and RNA binding motif 1
Exons: 8
Coding region: 158-760 (200 amino acids)
Biological process (GO): mRNA splicing, via spliceosome
Cellular component (GO): U12-type spliceosomal complex
Molecular function (GO): zinc ion binding; RNA binding
Source: RefSeq, a predicted model, not a curated record
ACGUCAUCAUUAGGCGACACUCAAUCCUUUACCUUGAGGAAGCUACAUGGCUUUUUAUUGGAUUAGGGAAUGUAGACGUAAUCAGUACGCGACACUCAACCCGGGUUUGUAUGUGUUUACCUCAGUUUAAAGGAGUUUUCCCGUGUUGGUGCUCAACAUGAGCGGGGGAUUGGCACCGAGCAAGAGCACAGUUUAUGUGUCCAACCUGCCCUUCUCUCUCACUAACAACGACCUGCACAAGCUCUUCACCAAAUACGGAAAAGUGGUCAAGGUUACAAUUGUAAAAGAUAAAGACACCCACAGAAGCAAAGGCGUGGCUUUCGUUCUAUUCCUGGACAGAGAAUCGGCUCAUAAUUGUGCGAGAGCGGUCAACAACAAGCAGUUGUUUGGAAGAACUGUGAAAGCCAGCAUUGCAAUCGACAAUGGUCGGGCGGCUGACUUUAUAAGGAGGCGCAACUACACGGACAAGAGCAGGUGUUACGAAUGUGGGGAUGUAGGACAUAUGAGCUAUGCGUGUCCCAAAAAUAUGUUGGGGGAGAGAGAACCCCCAAAGAAGAAAGAAAAGAAAAAGAAGAAAAAAGGUCAACAACCACAACAUGUUGAAGAAGAGGAGGAAAGUGAAGACGAAGGAGAAGAUCCAGCUCUUGACAGUCUUAGUCAAGCCAUAGCUUUUGAGCAAGCACGAAUUGAGGAAGAGGAACGGCGAAGGAAACAAACCGCUGUGCCGCGGGAUGCCAACGACGGCGAGCCUAGUGACUGAUGUGGACACCAUUGGGGACGCAUGGUGAAGACGUAAUUGUAUUUGUUGUGUUAGUUUUUACAGCUUCUUUUAUUAUGGAAUCAGUUUGGAGUAUCCAGUUGGACAGAUGUCUGUCUGCUAUUGUAAAUAAAAUAAUCGUGGGUUCUACA